Molecule: messenger RNA, 956 nt
Organism: Anastrepha obliqua
Lineage: Eukaryota; Metazoa; Arthropoda; Insecta; Diptera; Tephritidae
Exons: 2
Coding region: 8-868 (286 amino acids)
Source: RefSeq, a predicted model, not a curated record
CUUUGCGAUGCACUUAGUGCGAAUCAGAAUUCGAAAGUGCGCUUUUUAUUUACAACAGCAGAGACUUUGCAGACUACGCAGUGGAAAAAUGUUGAGGACACUUUUACUCGUGGCAUUCUCCACACUUUUGAUAGCACAGUUCGGUUUGUGCCUACCAAAACCAUCCUCCUCGGAAUCAGCGGAGAGCAAUAACGUUGCGCAGAGCACCCAAACGACAACACCGUUACCGGAAGAAAGCAAUUUACCUAAUGCUCGGCAGAGACUCGAACUACUUGCGUACAAAACAUUGUUGAAUUUUUUAAAUUCUGAGCUGCAAAAAAGCAACCAAUUAGUCAAAGACGUGUUGGCAGAUCCCUCUAUGAAAAAUAUCGACAACGAUGCUAUGGAACACGAAAAAAAUGUACUUCGGAAAUAUGUGAGGGAAUCAGAAGAAUCGUUAGUUGCUACUUUGCCUUCCAACAAAAACGAUCACGAAAAUCGCUUGGUGUUUGCAUUUGAGAAAACUGUUGUACUUGGCAGUCUGCACCAAUUUGUGCCACGACUUUAUUCAGAUACGGAGGAACUAACACCAGAACAACAGAUUACUUGGGACGCUUUGAAGAAGCAUGGAUUUCUUGAGUACCGUACGGAGUUAGAUAAGCUUAAACAAGAAUUUAUGUGUAAUUGGGCUGAUGAGUUUGAUAAUUUUAUGAAAACACUUUCCGCAGCCGAAAAAGAGAGGGCGAAAGAUAUGGUGGAGGCAUGGAACGGGUACACGAAAAACGAGUUUGGAUUGAGCAAGGAUCAAUUGGGACAACAUUUGUUCACAAAACUAUUCAAUUUUGAUUCUGAUACUGUUCACGAAAUGGCACAAAAGGGAAAUAAAUAAAUAUCUUAAAUAAAAUUUUACUUAAGACAAUCUCUGUUUAUAAAGAUAUAAGUAGAGGUAAAAUAAAUCGGUUAUUUGUUAAAUUGAG